Molecule: messenger RNA, 704 nt
Organism: Oppia nitens
Lineage: Eukaryota; Metazoa; Arthropoda; Arachnida; Sarcoptiformes; Oppiidae
Product: tRNA 2'-phosphotransferase 1-like
Exons: 2
Coding region: 24-704 (226 amino acids)
Biological process (GO): tRNA splicing, via endonucleolytic cleavage and ligation
Molecular function (GO): tRNA 2'-phosphotransferase activity
Source: RefSeq, a predicted model, not a curated record
UGAAAAAAACUAACAUCAAUUUAAUGGCAUCAAACAUUGCACCAGCCCAACUCCCAACUAUCCGGAGACAAUCGGUACGUAUAUCAUGGAUAUUGAGACACGGAAAACAAUUUAGUCAACAUAUCGACAGUCAAGGGUUUAUGUUAGUCGAUAAACUACUAGAACUGAUACCCAAGUUGACGCUCAGGGAUGUCCAGGAUAUAGUCAGGGAUGAUAGAAAAGGUCGCUAUGAAAUGCGUCAACAACAAAAUGAUGGGACCCUUGGUGACGGUGACGGUGAUAGACCAGUCAAAUGGCUAAUUAGGGCUAACCAGGGUCAUAGUCUACAACAUAUCCAAAUUGACAAUCAAUUGAUUACGAAUACCGGUGACUAUCCGCUAGUAAUACACGGAACCUAUUGCCAGAAUAUACAGUCUAUACUGGAUAAUGGUCUGAAUAGGUGUAACCGUCAGCACAUACAUAUGGCACAGGGAUUUGACGCCCGUAGCGGAUCGCGUUACGAUUGUACAGCUUUUAUCAUUAUCGAUAUGCAGCGUGCAAUUGAGCAUGGUCAACUUAAAUUUUAUGUAUCAAGUAAUGGUGUUAUUUUAUCGGAGGGCGACACCCAAAGGGGUGGUAUAAUUGAUAAACAAUAUUUCAAAGAUAUUUUGGAUGUUCAGCGCAAAAGUAUUGUUUCAAGAUUUAAAAAUUUUAGUCCACAAUAA